Molecule: messenger RNA, 1376 nt
Organism: Rhipicephalus microplus (southern cattle tick)
Lineage: Eukaryota; Metazoa; Arthropoda; Arachnida; Ixodida; Ixodidae
Source: RefSeq, a predicted model, not a curated record
AGAGAAACUCGAAGACUAGCGAUAAGCGUGGGAAGGUGCGUGAAUAUAAAGCACAGCAUUCGCUGCCUCCUUGGCGAACAGUUGUGGUCAAGGAGCUAACCCCCGUUCACCAUGAAAGCCAUCCUUUGCCUUCUAGCUGCUGUGCUCUUCUCAGGAGCUGCGACUGCAGCCGCAGACACAAAAAAGAAAAACGACAAAAAUGAUGACAGCAAAGUAGAGGGAAGAGGACUGUUUCACACCAUCCCCGGCACCGUACUCGUUCCUGGAGUCUGCCCACCGUGCCCUUGCGCUUAUGGUGGAGCUGUCGGUGAUAUAGGAGGAGCCUAUGGAGGUGGCUUCGGUGGAGCCAGUGGUGGUGCCGCAGGUGGCUACAGCGGAGGAGGUGCUGGUGGAGUACGUGGUGGUGGAGCCGGCUUUGGUGCAGGAGCCGCUGGUGGAGUAGGUGGUGGUGGAGCUGGCUUUGGCGGAGGAGCCGCGGGUGGAGUAGGCGGUGGUGGAGCCGGUUACGGUGGAGGAGCCGCUGGCGGAGUACGUGGUGGUGGAGCCGGCUUUGUUGGAGGAGCUGCUGGUGGAGUAGGCGGUGGCGGAGCCGGUUAUGGCGGAGGAGCCGCUGGCGCGAUAGGCGGAGGUGGUGCAGGCUACGGUGGAGCUGCUGGUGCAGCUGCCGGUGCAGUAGCUGGUGGUGGGGCUGCCGGUGGAGCUGUCAGUGGAGCCAGUGUUGGAGUAGGUGGUGGCGGCGUCGGCUAUGGUGGAGCGGCUGGCGGAGUUGGCGGAGGCAGCUACGGCGGAGCUGCCGGUGGCGGAGCCGGCUAUGCCAGCGGCGGCCGUGGUGUGGCUGGAGGCGUUGGCGCUGGUGGUGUCGGUGGAGCGGCAGCCCUCUCAGGAUUCAAGGGAGGUGCUGGAUUCAAGGGCAGCGCGGCAGGCCUGCAGGCUGGCCAGGGCAGCUUCGCCUACAAUGUAGGAGGAUCCGACAGGAUGGAGUACGGUCACAGCAGCUCCUAUGGUGACUCCAAGAGCUUCGGAAUGAGCUCCAGCGAAGGCUUCAGCAGGGGUCAGGGACAAGGCAGCCACGCAGGUGGCUUUAAAUCACAUGCUGCAGGAGCUGGGGGAGUAGCCUCAAGUGCUGGGGCAAAGGUUGUUGGCUAAGAGGUCGUCCACUCGCGGUCAAGAAAGGAUUGACCGUCCACAGUUCCCCAAGGCUUGUGUUCACCAGAGCCGCCUCGCGUUUGCCCACACGGGAGCUUUCUCUAGCGCUGUGCAAGGCAUAUUCACUUUCUACAAAGUACAAAGACGUUCACUACCACCUAAAUGUAACAACUCACGCAAUAAGUGGUUUAAAAUAAAUAAAACUAUACAAAUGAGCUUUUUAUUACUAU